This is a messenger RNA of Alosa sapidissima (American shad), 3115 nucleotides long. It is a transcript of the gene acsl2, whose product is annotated as acyl-CoA synthetase long chain family member 2. NCBI's taxonomy places the organism in Eukaryota, Metazoa, Chordata, Actinopteri, Clupeiformes, Clupeidae. Gene Ontology annotation, cellular component: endoplasmic reticulum; membrane. Gene Ontology annotation, molecular function: arachidonate-CoA ligase activity. Gene Ontology annotation, biological process: long-chain fatty-acyl-CoA biosynthetic process; long-chain fatty acid metabolic process; very long-chain fatty acid metabolic process. The coding region runs from base 121 to 2259 and encodes 712 amino acids. The record is from RefSeq and is a predicted model, not a curated record. The transcript is spliced from 21 exons.
GGAAUAAGGGCGGUGUUUAGGGGCGCACUGUGGCACUGCAAACCGGUGGGAUUUUUUUCUGAAGUUUGGAAGGAGGAAAGCAAAGUUUGAGAAGACGGGUGACCUAGAUUUUACUCAGCCAUGCACAUUCAGGAGUGGUUGCGCUCCCUCCGCGCCGGAGGGGCAGAGCAGGUGGAGGUGGAGGACCUGCGGAGCCUGCUGCCCUCCCUGCCGUCCCUCUCCUCGCUGUCCCUCUCCUCCCUCUCCUCCCUGCUGGGGCUGGGCGCCCUGGCCUCCCUCACCGCCUACUGGCUCGUCACCCGCCCACGGGCCAUCCGCCCACCCUGCGACCUCCACGCCCAGUCCGUCUCUGUGCAGGGAGACCCCAGCUGCAGACGUUCUGCCCUGCUUCCAGAUGACAACCUGCUGGACUUCUACUUCGAGGACACAAAGACGGCGUAUGACAUGUUUCAGAGGGGCCUGCGGAUAGCAGGGGAUGGCCCUUGCUUGGGCUACAGGAAACCUGGGCAGCCGUACGAGUGGAUCUCUUAUACUGAGGUGGCAGAGCGGGCACAGGUGCUGGGCUCGGGGCUGCUCGCCAAAGGCUGCCAGCCCAACCCCAAGCAGUUUGUGGGCAUCUUUGCACAGAACAGACCUGAGUGGGUUAUUGCAGAGUUGGCAUGCUACACCUACUCCAUGGCAGUAGUGCCACUCUACGACACUCUGGGUGUAGAGGCGAUGGUGCACAUUCUUGACCUGGCUGAAAUCACGCUGGUCUUAUGUGACAAAGAGGAGAAGGGGAUGGCCCUGUUGGCCAAUAAGGAGAAGGGUCUGACCCCCACGCUCUCGUGCCUGGUGCUCUUCAACAGCUUCAGUGAGGCCCUGGUGCAGCGGGCACAGAAGUGCGGGGUGGAGGUCUUACAGCUGGAGCAGCUCAUGGAUUUAGGACGACAGAAUCUUCAAGCCCCUGUGCCUCCCCAACCCCAGGACCUGGCUGUGGUCUGUUUCACUAGCGGCACAACAGGAAAGCCCAAGGGAGCCAUGAUCACACAUGGGAACAUAGCCUCCAACACGUCCUCAGUCAUCAAGAUUCUGGAGGGCUACUUUGUGAUUCGUCAAGAGGAUGUGUCAAUCUCGUACCUGCCCUUGGCUCAUAUGUUCGAGCGCAUGAUACAGGUGUCCAUGUUCUGUCACGGAGCGCGGGUGGGCUUCUACCAGGGGGACAUCUCUCUGCUCACGGACGACAUCAAGACCCUCCGGCCCACCUUCUUCCCUGUGGUGCCACGCCUCCUCAACCGCAUCUACGACAAGAUCAUGGGCUCGGUGACAUCUCCCUUCAGGCGGGCCGUCCUGCAUUACGCAGUGAGAAGGAAGCAGGCGGAGCUUAGCAGUGGAGUGGUCCGCAACAACAGCCUGUGGGACCGCCUGAUCUUCAACAAGAUCCAGGCUGGACUGGGGGGUAAUCUGCGUUUCAUCCUGACCGCAUCAGCCCCCAUCUCCCCCACAGUUCUGUCCUUCCUGAGAGCAGCCUUGGGCUGUUUGAUCUUUGAGGGUUACGGGCAGACUGAGUGCACCGCUGGCUGUACCUUCUCCAUGCCGGGGGACUGGAGCGCUGGGCACGUUGGAGCACCCCUACCCUGUGCCAUGGUGAAACUGACGGAUAUCCCCGAGAUGAAUUAUUACGCCAAGAAUGGGGAAGGAGAGAUCUGCAUUCGAGGCCACAGUGUGUUUCGCGGCUACCUGAGAGAUGAGGCGCGCACGGCCGAGACCCUGGACACCGACGGCUGGCUCCAUAGUGGAGAUGUGGGCCAGUGGCUGCCAAAUGGGACUCUGCGCAUCAUCGACAGGAAAAAGCACAUCUUUAAGCUGUCCCAAGGCGAGUACAUCGCCCCUGAGAAGAUCGAGAACAUCUACACGCGCUGUGCCCCAGUACUACAGGUGUUUGUACAUGGAGACAGCUUACAGUCUCACCUGGUUGGAGUUGUGGUGCCAGACCCGGAAGUCUUCACCGAUUGGGCCAAAGAGCGAGGCAUUGUUGGGUCGUACGAGGAGCUUUGUCAAAAUCCAGAUGUGAAGAAGGCUGUGUUGGAGGACAUGACAGCAGCAGGGAAGGAGGCGGGACUAAAGUCAUUUGAGCAGGUGAAGGACUUGUACCUGCACCCGGAUCAGUUCAGUGUAAGUAACGGGCUCCUGACUCCCACCCUGAAGAGCCGGCGUGUCGACCUGCGCAGAACGUUCCAAGAGCAGAUCGCCCGCAUGUACGGCAAAGCAGCAGCUUAGAGGACCCUGGACACACCAGCAAACUAACACACACACACACAAUCUCGAUGGCUUAAUGUUGUUAAGCACAGUGAGCCUCUGUUUCAGUGCAUGACAUGGUUGUUUGCACCCUCAUCUGGCCUGAGCACUUGUGUUUAUCUUGUUAGCAUUUUUAGCAAAUCACUGUCAUAGACUUCCUGCCACACUUGGGCAAAACGGAGCUCUAAAAACACUCACAAAGACACACACACACACACUCAAAAAUCCAACUUUCAAAAGAAUGUUGCUUAAGGUACCCUGGGGAACCAGUCCAGCAGUGGACGUGCUGUUCUUGCCCUAUUCUGAUUAUAGCAUAGCAUACCUCACUGACAUAACUAGAGCACAAACACAUACAGUACAGACAAGGGCCUUUCUUAGCUGACCAAGAGAACGGGUUGCUCACAUCCACCUCUGUUUAGAACAUGGCGUGUGUGUGUGUGUGUGUGUGUGUGUGUGUGCGCGCUUCCCAGAGGUUCCCAGGCCAAGGGGUUCUGGAAGUGAGCUUAAAGGGAUUGGCCCCUUGCAUAUCCGUCCCCCAGCAUUAGGUAGAGCUCCUGUCCACAGCAGCAACAUGACACAUAAGGGAUCUUCACUGUGACUCGUUACUAUAGCUCUAGCGUUUAGCUUUAUUGCAGUCCCAGCAGGAGAAGGGACCUUUUGCUCUUUUGAGAAAUCUAUUGUUGGAAGUGUCCAACAUCUCAAAACAAUCCACUGUUACUUGUUGAAUCGUGUGAUGGGACGGGAGUCUCCUGUGAGCGGGGCCUGAUGUAAUUUAUGUGGGUUGUGUAAUAUACAGCGACUCUGUAAAUGAUUAAGUGAAUUGUUGUAAAUAUGGAUU